Pimephales promelas (fathead minnow) is the source of this 2117-nucleotide messenger RNA. The record is from RefSeq and is a predicted model, not a curated record. NCBI's taxonomy places the organism in Eukaryota, Metazoa, Chordata, Actinopteri, Cypriniformes, Leuciscidae.
AUGACUUGUGCAGACUGUAAAGCACUUCCUAUUAGAGUGCUGCGCUCCCGGCUGGCGUGCUUUGAUGAGCACGGUCAGGCUUGCGUUCCCUGCGUUUCUGGUCCCGCGUCCGUUGAGGCGGCGCGGCGAUUGAGAUCGUGGGGUUCACAGCGGGAUCUUGCAGACGAGAAUGAGACUGCUGAGGCACUUUCUCAUUCAUCGUCUGAUGAUCCCGUAGCCCCUGUGAGUGGCGCAGAAGUCCGCGCCGCGGCUUCUUCUGACCACGAUCAGGUCCCGAUACUCAGGCUCUCUGCUUCCAAGGAAGUAGACGUGCUCAGUAUCGAUACGGAUGACCGUGAGUUAGGCGCGCCAGUUCACGGCCAAGCAUAUGAGGAACUGGGCAGGGGUCUCAAACUCCCGGCCCGCGGGCCAUUUACGGAAAAGGUUGCCGUGCUGAAGGAGUAUAAUCUCAAGCGUCAUUAUUCAACUAAACAUGGAGAACGAUACGAGAAGUACCAGGCAGACGAGAGAGAAAAAACAGCCAUGAAGUUGAAGAAAGAGCUAACAUCCCAGCAAAGCCUUUUCUGCAAAGCCAAAAAGGAUGCUGAUGCAGCAGUUGAGGCAAGUUAUGUGGUGAGUGAGUUGAUCGCCAAAGCAGGAAAGCCAUUCACUGAAGGACCGUUUAUGAAGGAUUGUAUGUUAAAAGUCGCUGAGAUUCUAUGUCCAGAAAAAAAGAGCUUGUUCAACAAUCUCGCUCUAUCGACAAACACAGUGGCAGAGCGGAUUAGUGAGUUGUCCAGUGACAUUUAUGAUCAUUUGCGUGGCAAAGCUAGAGUUUUCACUGCGUACUCUGUGGCGCUUGACGAAAGCACAGACAAAACAGACACUGCGCAGCUUGCCAUUUUCAUCAGGGGUAUAAAUGAACAGUUUGAAGUGACGGAGGAGUUAUUAAGUUUGUGUCCAAUGCACGGACGUACCACAGCCAACGAUAUAUUUCAGCAGCUGUGCGAUGCGAUUGAGCGCGCUGGUUUGCCGUGGAACAGAUUGGUAGGCAUUACCACUGAUGGCGCCCCAUCUAUGACAGGCAAAAAAAACGGGCUGGUUGCGCUGGUACAAAUAAAGUUAGAAGAGGAAAAUGCAGAUCCAGCAGUUGCUCUUCACUGCAUUAUACACCAACAAGCGCUGUGCAGCAAAUGCUUGAAAUAUGAACAUGUCAUGUCUGUUGUCCUGAAAUGUGUCAAUUACAUCAGGUCAAGAAGUUUACAGCACCGCCAGUUUCGGACCUUUUUAGAAGAAAUUGAGUCAACAUAUGGUGAUGUACUUUACUUUACUGAGGUGCGCUGGCUCAGCAGGGGGAAUGUCCUGAAGAGAUUUUUUGACUUAAGAGCAGAGGUGAAGAGAUUCAUGGAAGAUGGCAGAAUGGAUGUUCCUGAAUUUGAUGACCCUAAAUGGGUCAUGGACCUUGCAUUCUUGGUGGACAUAACACAGGAGCUAAAUAUCCUUAACUUGAAGCUCCAGGGUCCUGGUCAGCUCAUCACAGCAGCAUAUGAAAGUGUGAAAGCUUUCUCCACAAAGCUGCAAUUGUGGAAAACUCAGCUUUCUGCAAAAAACCUCAGUCAUUUCACUACAUGCAGAUCUCUUGAUCAGCGUUUUGCUGACUUCAAGUCACACCGUGACACUUUUGAGCUGUUCGCAGAUCCCUUCUCAGCUGACGUGGAGAGUGUCCCAAGUGUGUUGCAAAUGGAGCUUAUUGACUUGCAGUGCAACAGUGAGCUAAAAACUAAAUUCAGAGAGGCACAGGGAAAAACAGAAAAGACUGGACAGUUUUUUAAAGAGUUACCUCCAUGCUACCCAGAGCUGUCCAAAGUGUUCAGUCGGGUAAUGUGCCUUUUUGGAAGCACAUAUCUGUGUGAGAAAUUGUUCUCAACUAUGAACUUCAAUAAAUCCAAGUACAGGUCUAAACUUAGUCACGCCCAUCUUGAAGCUGUACUCAGGGUUUCAACUGUGACCUCCAUCAGGGCAAACGUGGCUCAGUUGUGUGAGCAAAAGCGCUGCCAAGUUUCUGGCAAGAAAUAGAAUAGUGAUAGUGUGCAAAUGUAUUCAGGAAUUGUAUUCACUGCAAGGUUUAGUUCAGUACA